CCACCCUGGAAGCAAAGACUAGUCUCUCCACGCUGCAGCUCCUUACCCAGCGUUUAUCUGGGGGAGGGCUGGAAACUUCUCCUUGAGCAAAAGCACGGAAGAUUCACUCCAAGGGACAGGUUGAUCCUGCAGUGAUGGAUCCAAUCCCCGGCCUGUACGAGACUCCUGGGGACAGGCUGGACUACUUCCUAGAACACUGCCUGCAGCCCGAGAGAGACUGGAAAGAGGAAGGGCAGGAUGCCUGGGAUAGAAUUGUGGGGUUCCUUCGGGACCAAUGCUUCCGUGAUGCGUCUCUUCUGGGCCAAGAAAUCAAGGUGCUUAAGGUGGUAAAGGGAGGCUCCUCGGGAAAGGGGACAACGCUGAACCACAGAUCUGACCAGGACGUGGUUCUAUUCCUGAGCUGCUUCUCCAGUUUCAAACAUCAGGCGAGAAACCGAGAAUGCAUCAUCAACUUCAUUGAGAGCAAGCUGCUUCACUGCAGGAAAAGCCUGGCCUACAACAUCACUGUGGUUAAACACAGAGAGGGAAAUCGGAUCCCUCGCUCCCUGACCUUAAAGGUCCAGUCCAGGAAGAGUGACGACAUCAUUCCGAUGGAUGUUCUCCCGGCUUAUGAUGUUUUGGGACCCUUUUCCCGAGACAUGAAACCAGACCCAGAAAUCUAUGAAGAGCUAAUAAAGAGUAGGGGCUACCCUGGCGAGUUCUCGCCCAGCUUCACAGAGUUGCAGCGACAUUUUGUGAAAAGCUGCCCGGUUAAACUGAAGAACCUCCUCCGGCUGGUGAAGUUCUGGUACAUGCAGUACCUGAGACGUAAAAAUAGAGGAGUAACAUUGCCCCCAAAAUAUUCCCUGGAGCUACUGACCAUCUAUGCCUGGGAAAUGGGUACAGACAGCAGCGAAAGCUUCAAUUUGGAUGAAGGGUUUGUAGCCGUGAUGAAGCUCCUCAGAGACUACCAGAACAUCUGCGUAUACUGGACUAAGUACUACGAUUUCCAAAACCAGGUCGUCAGAGACUUUCUCAAAGAACAGCUGAGGGGAGACCGGCCCAUCAUCCUGGACCCAGCUGACCCCACCAACAACUUAGGAAGUAGAAAUGGAUGGGACCUGGUGGCCAGAGAAGCUUCCUACUGCUUGAGGCAGGCCUGUUGCCGGACCGAAGACCCCAGAAGGAGCUGGGAUGUACCGCCAGCACGGGACAUUCAGGUGACAGUGAAACAAACAGGAAAAGAGACAUUGAGACUCUGGGUAAACCCCUAUAGCCCCAUCAGGGAGAUGAAGGCAGAGAUCAAGAGGACAAAUGGCACCAGCGGAGAGCUACGCAUCUCCUUCCAGGAGCCACAAGGGGAGAGGCAACUGCUCAGCAGCCAGAAGACCCUGUCGGAUUACAGAAUAUUCUCUAAGGUGACCGUCCGGGUGCUGGAGACAUUUCCUCCUGAGAUCCAGGUCUUUGUGAAGGAUUCCAGUGGCCAGAGCAAGCCUUAUGCCAUCCGCCCUGAUGAUACCAUCAAUUACCUGAAGACGAUAAUUGAAGAUGCUGGAGGGCCUCGUAUAGAGGAUCAGGUACUGAUGUUGAAGGAUGAGGAACUGGAAGAUGAUUGCAGCCUUUCAGAGCUACAGAUCAAAGACUGUGACACCAUCCAGCUCAGUAGGGCGGUCUAGUCCUAGUCUGGCUAUGAAUGGUAUCAACACCUAUAGUCAUAUGCUUCCCCACCUCAUCCCUUUACCCAGAUGCUUUAUUCUCUCUGGGGCUUAAAUAGCAACACAUCCUCUUGCUUAAAACACUCCUGUGCUUUUUCAUACCCCAUACAUACAGAAUGAAGUUCAAGUCUCUUUGCUUAAUAUUCAGUCUCAUUUAAUAUAAUCAAGGUGAGCCCUACUUACUUCCCUUCCCCACUCGAUGCACACCAGUCUCCCAAAUACUCGAAACUCACGCUGAUGCCAAGUCGCACCUCCAUCACUUUGAGUCAGUUAUCCUUUACCCUUGACCCGUGGUUUCGUCUUUCAAGACUCGGCCUUGUACGCCCCUGAAUCUCAAAGUGCAGUUCUCAGAUCGACAGAAUCACUGUCACUCCAGGAACCUCCUAGAUAGGAAAAUUAACCUGAGCCAGAUAUUGCCCUGAGACUCGCAGUCAGCGUCAUGACAAGCCCCCCCACACACAUAUUAUUGCAGUGCGUGCUCAAGUUUGAAAAGGACUGCCGUGUGGCCGUGCAGCUGGCUGAGUCACCUUGGGCGCCUGUCUUCUCUCUCCGUCCACAGCAGACAUCUCUGAAAGGAAGUGGGAUAGUAAUCAUGUUGUUUUGUUGGAACUCUCUCUCUAGUCUAAUGGAACUUGAUUUUCCUGAACGCCUAAUGCCUUGGCCCUUGUGGUCUAGAAUGGUACCAAUUCAGUGCAAAUUGUUCGGCACGUGCCCGCUGAAUAAAUAAA
Messenger RNA from Microtus ochrogaster (prairie vole), 2422 nucleotides. RefSeq names its product 2'-5'-oligoadenylate synthase-like protein 2. Gene Ontology annotation, biological process: regulation of ribonuclease activity; negative regulation of viral genome replication; defense response to virus. Gene Ontology annotation, cellular component: nucleoplasm; cytosol; membrane. Gene Ontology annotation, molecular function: protein binding; 2'-5'-oligoadenylate synthetase activity; double-stranded RNA binding. Lineage: Eukaryota; Metazoa; Chordata; Mammalia; Rodentia; Cricetidae. The record is from RefSeq and is a predicted model, not a curated record.